Molecule: messenger RNA, 1950 nt
Organism: Uloborus diversus
Lineage: Eukaryota; Metazoa; Arthropoda; Arachnida; Araneae; Uloboridae
Product: serine palmitoyltransferase 2-like
Exons: 11
Coding region: 83-1717 (544 amino acids)
Biological process (GO): sphingosine biosynthetic process; ceramide biosynthetic process
Cellular component (GO): serine palmitoyltransferase complex
Molecular function (GO): pyridoxal phosphate binding; serine C-palmitoyltransferase activity
Source: RefSeq, a predicted model, not a curated record
GAGCAGGCGUGGUUGACACUCGCCUGCAUCUGUGUUUGUGUUGUUUAUCGUAAACUUGUGUUGUGUAAAUUUGUUUUUAAAUAUGUUGAUUACUUCCGAGAAACAGGAUUCUUUAUGUGAUAAUUAUUCCGACAAUUAUGUGUCUUCAAUCGAGAAGAAACCCUUGAAAAAUGGAUUUCACCCGCUUCACAAAAACGGUGUUAUCGCUCCUAUACCGCAGGAGAAAAAACUGCCAAAGGAACUGAAAGAAGAAUUUGAAGAUACUCCUCUUGUCAUAGCGCUCACUGUUUAUUUGUGUUAUGCUGUACUUUUAAUUUUUGGUCAUUUGAGAGAUUUUAUGAGGAAAGUAGGAUUGGAGAAAAGUCGCAUGGCUCGAGAAAGCAACAGAGAGGGAUAUGUUCCAUUGUAUCAAAGUUUUGAGAGCUUUUACACUCGUAAUGUGUACAGAAGAAUUUGCCACUGUUUCAACAUGCCUAUUUGCAGUAUGCCUGGAGCUACUUUAAAAUUGAAAGAACGAGUUUCUAAUGAUUAUAAUUAUACAUUCGAACUUAAAGACAGUUAUACAGAAUGCAUAAACAUGGGAUCAUAUAAUUACUUAGGCUUUGCCCAAAAUGAAGGAAAGUGUACAGAUGCUGUUCGAGAUAUUAUUUACAAAUAUGGAGUUGGAGUCUGUAGCACAAGGCAUGAGCUUGGUAACUUGGAUAUUCACAAUGAACUAGAAAGUCUGACAGCUGAAUUUUUGGGCGUAGAAGACAGUAUCAUUGUUGGCAUGGGGUUUGCUACCAAUUCUACCAGUAUUCCAACAUUAAUUUCUAAAGGAAGCCUUAUUUUUAGUGAUGAACUAAACCAUGCAUCAUUAGUUCUUGGAUGUCGCUUGUCGGGUGCCAAGAUAAGGGUCUUCAAACAUAACAAUAUGAAAGAUUUGGAAAAGAAAAUCAGAUCAGCAAUUGUUGAUGGUCAACCACGGUCCCACAGACCUUGGAAAAAAAUUAUCAUUAUAGUUGAAGGUGUUUACAGUAUGGAAGGCACUAUAGUAAAUCUUCCAGCCCUAAUUGCCUUGAAAAAGAAAUAUCGCUGUUACUUAUAUGUUGAUGAAGCUCAUAGCAUUGGAGCUAUUGGGCCUAAAGGUCGUGGUGUUACAGAUUAUUUCGAUUGCGACCCCAAAGAUGUUGACCUUCUAAUGGGAACUUUUACUAAAAGUUUUGGUGCUUCCGGAGGUUAUAUAGCAGGUCCAAAGAAAUUAAUUCAACACUUGAGAAUAAACUGUCAUAGUUUUAUGUGUGCUGCCAGUAUGUCUGCCCCUGUUGCUCAGCAAAUUAUCUCAUCUAUGAAAAUUAUCAUGGGAAAAGAUGGAAGUGUCGAAGGUGUGACCAGAAUUCAUACUCUAAAAAGGAACUCUCAAUAUUUUCGUAGAAAAUUAAAACAGAAAGGAUUCAUAAUUUACGGUAAUGAAGAUUCUCCAAUAGUUCCUUUGAUGCUGUAUUUUCCAUCAAAAAUUACGGAAUUUGUUAGACAGUUGUGGAAAGGUGGUAUCGCAACAGUUGGAGUGGGUUUCCCUGCUACAUCUUUAUUAACAGCUAGAGCACGAUUUUGUAUAUCAGCUUCACAUACAAAAGAAAUGCUCGAUAAAGUUCUUGAAGUGGUAGAAAAUACCGGGCGACUCAUUAUGGUUGAUUACUCCAAAAAACCAAGAUCUCAGGAAGAAGUGAUCUACUAGUCAAAAAGUAAAGAUUACAUCUUAAAUUUAAGUGCCUUGCUGCACCAGAAGUGUUCUAUAGAUAGACAUAUUAGAAAAGCUUCUUUCAUCAUCAUGUUCACAACAUUCCUUUAUAUACCUGCCUUUUGCAGAAACUGCCUUCUACAUGGACCAAAAUUAUUUUAUUUUUCUUGUCUCUCUUUUAAUUGUUACACUUUUAAAGUAUGACAUUGUAUUGUAUUUAUUAAUCUUUU